CACACCGCCGGCCACGGCGGGACUGGCAGGUGCGCGGCGCGUGUGCCUGGCAGGGCGAUGGCGUCCCCGGGCUAGCGCUGGUGAGGCGGCCAGGCCCUGGAGCGCACGCCCGCGCCUCACCCGACCUCGGCCUAGAACCCGGGCGGCGAUGGGGCUCGCGUGGCUGCUCGCGCUGGCGCUGCUGGCGUCGGCUGCGGGCGCCGAGGUCGUGGCAGACGCCAGCCAGGAUCUCCUUGAAUUUUCAGUGGGGAAAUUCAGAAGCUUCGAGCUCAACAGAACUUUGCCAAAGGAAGCUGUGGUGCGCAACAUUUUCAACAAUGUGACUUUGCUUAUUUUCCAAAUCCACUCACAGUAUCGGAACACAACUGUGUCCUUCUCUCGGACCCUCCUGCCAGGUUCUUCGGCAACGGGCACCGACCAAGGACUGGCUUUUGUAAUGAAUCUGGAGCAGACUCUGUGCACCUGGUACUUGGAGACCACAGCGGUGGUGCCUGUCCGGAGUGUGGCCAUCCCACUGUCCUAUUCAGAACUAGAUCCUGUCCCUGGAGGCUGUAAUUUGGAGUUUGAUCUAGACAUCGAUCCCAACAUUUACGUGGAGUAUGAUUUCUUUGAAACCACGCUCAAAUUUGCGCCAGCAAACCUAGGCUAUUCAAGGGGCACAGAUCCUCUGCCGUGUGACGUGGAGACGAGCCGGGAUUCCAGGUGGAGGCUGCAGUAUGACAUCUACCAGUACUUCCUACCAGAGAACGACCUUUCGGAGCAGGUGCUGCUGCAGGCCCUGCAGAGGAUGGCCGAGGUGUCGCAGGUGAAGGCCAAUGCUGUCAAGGUCAUCACCCUGACAGCUAACGAUAAGACAGACAUUUCCUUCUCCUCUGUGCGGGGACAAGGUGUCAUUUACAACAUCAUCGUUCGGGACCCGCUUCUCAAUUCCUCGGCUGCGUAUGUUCCUGCCCACACGUAUGCUUGCAGCUUCGAGGCUGUGGAGGGCAACUGUGCCUCGCUGGGAAGAGCCUCCACGAAGGCGUUCUUCACUCUCUUCGCCCUGCUUGGCCUCUUCAUCUGCUUCUUUGGACACAGAUUCUGGAAAACAGAACUAUUCUUCAUCGGUUUUAUCAUUAUGGGAUUCUUCUUUUACAUCCUGCUCGCCAGGCUGACAGCCGUGCAGUACGAUGUUCGUCUGAUCCUGACGGCUGUGGCCGGUGGUGUAGGCGGGCUCGUCCUCAUGGCCGCCUGGUGGCGCUUUGGAGUCCUGCCACUGUGCAUGCUGUGCGUGGGUCUGACCCUCGGCGCGCUCAUCUCCUCCAUGACUCUCUUCACUCCGCUCGGAAACCUCAAGAUUUUCCGUGACGACGGGGUGUUCUGGGUGGCGUUCUGCUGUAUCGCUGUCUUCAUUCCUGCUCUUUGCAUCGGCUGCCUGAGAAUACUGAACGUGCUGAGCUGUGGCGUCGUGGGAUCCUACACGGUGGUGUUGGCCAUCAACAGUUACUCCUUCACGAGCCUCUCUCACGUCACUUUGAACAUCCUAAAGAGGGCGCUCAGGCCAGAUUUCCGAAGAGCUUUCACAAAGGUGCCUUGGCAGACUACCGAUUUUAUCAUCCUGGCUGUAUGGGGGAUGCUGGCUGUGAGUGGAAUCACACUACAGAUCCGAAGGGAGAGAGGGCGACCAUUUUUCCCUCCCCACCCUUACAAGCUCUGGAAGCAAGAGAGAGAGCGCAGGGUGACGAAUGUUCUGGAUCCUAGCCACCACUUGCCUCCGCUGAGAGAGAGACUCCUCAGCCGCCUAGCACAGAUCAAAGAGCUCUUCCGGAAGGAGCAGCCUGCUGGGGAGAGAACACCACUGCUGCUGUAGCUCACCCGGUGGCCAGCAAGCCUCGGGCUGUUACCUGGGUGAUGCCAGCCUUCUCCUGGGUGAGGUGCGUGAAACCAGGCUGGGAAUGGUGCUAACACGUGGUAAGCGUGUGCUAUGCCGGUGGGAUGGUCCUGAGCGACAGCGUGAGAAAUGCGGGGCAGGUGUUUCUUUCUUUUUAGACAUUUGAGAAAUCACAAAUAUGUUAGCAACUCAUUCUACUAAAUAGAUACACUAAGAAAAAAGCAAUAGGAACUGAGAAAACGCUGAGGGUUCUCCUGUUUUCCCUGGUGGUCCUUUCCCUAAGUGCACGGACACGUGUGUGGCCCGAGUCUGGCCGAACUUGACCGGAGUGUUUCAGUUGUUACUGAGUCUGUGCUUGCUGCCGUGCUUGGUGACGCAGGGUUUGCUGCCCACUGAACUUCAGAGGGAACUUUUUGUCUUUCCAAAGGCCAUCAGAUAUCUUAGUUGCACAUCUUCCUAAAUAUCAUACAUUAUCAAAUAUGUAUCCUUUGAUGUAUUAUUUUUUACUAAGUUGAAACAUUUUUAAUUGCAAAAUACACAUGGAAUUUAUCAUUUUAAUCUUUUGGCGGGGACAGGGAGGCGGCAGGGAAAACCCCCUCCCCACCCCGCUACAGUCUUACUCUUAAGAGCACAGCUCAGUAUGUCCCUUUCCUGUUUGCCUUUUACUGUUGAAAAUGCAAGUUCAAAUAGCUACAUUUGCUAGGUUCUCUUUUCAGGGAGAGACCUGUAUGCAGAUUGUUUAUUUACAGUCCAAGGAAGGGUCGCUUAGUUUUCCGGUUGUUAUCCCGCCCCCCCACCCCCAGGCCCUUGCUGACAGGUGAUCCCUAAACUGUGGAUAUCAGAACAGCUCUCGUUUCUAGGAAACAGGCACCCCUCUCUUCUGCUAUGGUGCCAUGAACAAGGAGGCUGUCCAGAGGCUACCCUUGGUGAGUGCCUUGUGCUAAGCUUGCAGUGUUAGCAUUGGAGACAGGUAAAACGCAGUCACUGGUUUUCUGCUGCACUGCCUAACUGCGUGUGCUGCCAACUCAGUAGGGCUCCAUGGGAGAAGCCCCCCUGUGUGGCUGCAGGGAAGCCCCUGGGCUGCAGCCCGACAUGCCAGGGCCAGUGCCUUCCCUGACAGCUGUGGCCCCCAUGAGCUCGUGCUGCCAACCACGGAAUGCUGAGGUCCCUGGUGCCGUUGGCAUCUGCGUGGGUGGGCAGACCACUAGGUCUGUGAUGCUGCUUGGUAGAGGUUUUCCGAAAUGCCGUUGAUUUUGGAAAUGUCAAGUACUGGAAAGUGUUCAACUCUGACUUCUUUUAAAGCAUCUCAAGAGGCAGAAACAAUCCAAAAACCAGAAAGGCAGGCAUUUUGCUGUGAAAAAUCAGUACAACUGAAUUAUCCUGUAGUUCUUACCAUCUGUAACUUGACUAACAUUUCAGCUCCAUGAGUAACUGGUUUGUGUGUAUAACUUACAGUGAGGGCUAUGGCUUCUAUCAGGCCCUUGUUCAUUCUAGCAGAGUUCCAUGGAAUGCUUGUGAGUUCUCUCCAGUGCUGUCAGAACGCACGUCUACUGAGGACCUUAGUAGCAAAACAUGUGUUUUGGGGGGGGCGGGCACAAGGAGUAUAAUAAAUGUGUUAGCAACUCCUACUAAAUAACUACACUAUUGUUCUAGAAAUUUCCUGCCAAUUUGUGUAUAUAAAAGCCAGUUUAUAUAAUUUGAUAAUAAAUCCCGGUUUUGAAAAAAAAUGCUCUACAGUCUCAUUCUAUCUUUCUAUUGUUUUCACUUGAUUUUAUUUGUACCACAGCAGCGAGGUAGAAGAGAUGUGUCAUAGCUAUAAAUACAGGAUUAGUGUAGACGGUUUAGUUCUUCAUCUGCAAAAGUCAACAUCAGGAGUUGAAGGGACUCUGGGACAGUGUGUUAAAAUCAAUCUUUAUUAGAAGGAAACCAGGCCUACCUAGCACUUCAGAUGCUUCUUUCAGAAGAAAAGGUAUUUUGGCUGAGAUGUUUCCAAAAAGCUUGGAUUGUUUUGCUACUCUACCUGUAUUGUGCAAAUGCCUGCUAAACCAGAGCAGUUGCCAUGUAUUGGUUUGGGUGUCCCCCAAACACCCAGGUGUUCAAAGCUUGGUCCCGAAGUCUGAUUCUCGUGGUUCCGUGUUCAUGACUCUCGUGGUUGUGUCUGAAGUGGGGUCUUGGGGAAGCGGUGAGUUUGGGUCAGGUGGUUAGGUCACUGAACCACGGUAGCUUUGUAAGGAAAGGCUGUAUAGAUGGAAGACAAGCGCGCUGUCUGUCUCAACUUCCCAGCUGGCCCCAGGAUCCUGCCUAUGCACCUGUUCGGCCAGACACUCUCCUCAUCAGACUCUGGUCUUGCAUUUGUGAACUGGUGAGAUACUAUCAACAUCUUAAGUAGACCUGUGUCGGGUGUUCAGCUCUAGUGAAAAAACGCACUAGGUGUGGGCUGGGAGCCAGGAACACGGUGCAGACCCCUACAACAUGGGCCAUCUCUGCCACCUCCCAAGUAGCAAGAAGUUGGAGGCAAGGGACAUGGGGGUCUUAGCUGCUAGAUUAAAGAAAUGCUCCCAACUCCUUUUUAGGAGAAAACUUACAGGGAUCAGAAUUCCUUGAUUAAAAAUGUGUUGUUUGGGGUAUAUCUAGAUUUCAAAGGAAUAAUUUCAGGGGCUGGGCUGAAGCAACCUCCUUUCUGUGGUAACAGUGGUUCUCUUCCUACUGAAUGAAGGCAGUAUUUUGAUGCUUUGCACACCUAGAGUCUUGCAUGAAUGAGGAACAGUAUCCUUGCAUGUUUAGAAAAAGUCCACAUUGGAAAACUUGUUCACUCAAGGCAAGUAACUCGGGAAGCACUGAGCACUUUUAACUAGAGUGGUGCUGAAAUUUGAGACGCAGAGCUAACAGGUCCUUGACAUUUUAAAGUGGCACAAAUCCAGCAUAAUACAUCAACCCAGAAAGUGCUGGUCAGUGGAUGCUGGGCGGACUUUUACCUACUAGGAAGACAGAGCAAAGUGAGAGAGAGCUGUUGUGGACAUUUGUGAAGUGAACCAGCUGGGUAAUGGACCAUAAAAGGACCACUGUUAGGGUACACUGGCUCCCCACAUGUAGGCUUGCCAUGUCUCACAUUCAAGAGCUUCAGGAUGAGUAUGUUUUAUUCUGGUUACAGUAUGCUACAUUUCUGAAGUCUUUGGC
Messenger RNA from Ochotona curzoniae (black-lipped pika), 5047 nucleotides. It is a transcript of the gene TM7SF3, whose product is annotated as transmembrane 7 superfamily member 3. The coding region runs from base 149 to 1849 and encodes 566 amino acids. The record is from RefSeq and is a predicted model, not a curated record. Lineage: Eukaryota; Metazoa; Chordata; Mammalia; Lagomorpha; Ochotonidae. The transcript has 12 exons.